Suillus paluster is the source of this 652-nucleotide messenger RNA. RefSeq lists its product as uncharacterized. Lineage: Eukaryota; Fungi; Basidiomycota; Agaricomycetes; Boletales; Suillaceae. The record is from RefSeq and is a predicted model, not a curated record. The transcript is spliced from 6 exons. Bases 149 to 463 code for a protein of 104 amino acids.
UUGCAACAGCCGGACAGGCUUUGUCACGGUGAUAUCAUCGCAUUGAAAUAACCUCACCGCCAAUGCUGCUAGUAUAAAAGGCGUCACCUCUUGAUCAACUCUCCCUAUUCCAUCUUAUAUUGAACUUCCCCCAUUUUAUACAAACACUAUGUGGUUCACGCACGACUCUCCAGAGGCUCAAGCACAUGCACAGGUGACUGGUGGACACACCGCCAAGCUGAGCCACGAGCUCAUUGCCUCCGCCGCGGCAUACGAGGCUGCUAAAGCGUACGAGAAGCACGUCCAGGCUAACGGAAAACCCGCAAACCAUGCGAAGGCCGUCGAAAUGUUAGCGGCGCUGACCGGUGGCUUCAUUGACCGCAUUGCAGAGACUAAGGGAAUGGACGAGGUUGACAAGCAAAAGGCCAAGCAUUCAGCACAAGAACGCGCCAAAAGCACCCUCCAGGAGAAGGGUGAUUUCUGAUUGUGUCGUAGUAAAUCAAACAUGCACAAUAGACUUUGGUAGCAGGAUGCACAAUAUAACCAUUAGUAGACUGAACAUCAGAAUGUAAAUUAUAUGGAUGGUUUGAAACUUAAUGGGGGGGGAGGGCUUCCAAACGGCGGCGACUGAAUAUCGAUCGUGAAUAGUCUUCCUAUGAGGAUUUCUUUUUAG